Molecule: messenger RNA, 1599 nt
Organism: Uncinocarpus reesii 1704
Lineage: Eukaryota; Fungi; Ascomycota; Eurotiomycetes; Onygenales; Onygenaceae
Exons: 3
Coding region: 1-1599 (532 amino acids)
Molecular function (GO): iron ion binding; oxidoreductase activity, acting on paired donors, with incorporation or reduction of molecular oxygen; heme binding
Source: RefSeq, a predicted model, not a curated record
AUGAUCGUGCAGCCGCUUGUUGCUCACCUCUCGUUAGCGAGUGUGGGCGUCGGUUUCCUUGCCGUAACCACCCUCUUGUGCUUCGGAUAUGUUGUGUACAACAGACUCUUCCAUCCGCUCCGGAAAUACCCCGGCCCAUUCCUUGCAACGGUCACCCCGUGGGUGCAGCUCUAUCACGGUUUGAAAGGCGACAGGCAUUUGUGGCUCUAUGCGUUGCACCAAAAGUAUGGCCCUCACGUUCGAGUAGCACCAAAUUUCCUCUCCAUCAACAGUGCUCGGGGCCUGCAUGACAUCUACGGCCAUGGCAAAAAGGUGAAGAAGGGAGACUUCUACAACGCAUUCCCAGCCAUCAAGGGCGUGUACAACACGCACAACGUGAUCGACAAGCAUGUCCACGGCAGAAAACGACGGGUUCUGAGCCAGGCUUUCUCUGAUCAGGCCCUCAAGGGCAUGGAAGAUGUCAUGCUCGUCAACAUCCGCCAGUUCUGUGCCAUCAUGGCUGGUGAUGAGCCUUCCCUUGAUUCAGGCGCUGCAAAGACAGAGAGAGGCUUGGUUGUCCGCAAUAUGGCCGACUGGUUUGGAUAUUUGACCUACGAUGUGAUGGGCGAGCUGUGCUUCGGAAAGAGCUUCGGCAUGUUGAUUGAGCGCGGAAAACGCCAGGUUAUCGGGCUCGUCGACCGAGCUGCUUAUCGCCACUAUGUGUGUGGGUUGUGGAUGCCUUUGGAUCGCUGGCAUUUGGAUCAGGUUUUCAUCCGCAGUUUGACCAACGAUCGAUGGAAUUUCAUCCAAAAGUCUCGCGUUGAGGCGAACCAGCGUGCAAAGGAACGUACCCAAGCCGGUCAUGAAGCCAAGAAGGACUUCUUCUACUAUCUUUUGAACGCCAAAGACCCCGAAACUGGCCGUGGACUCUCGACCCCCGAGCUCUGGGGAGAAAGCAACGUCCUCAUGAUCGCCGGUAGCGACACCACCUCGACCAGUCUUGCAGCAACUAUCUUCUAUCUUGUCCGCAAACCGACUGCAAUGGCAAAAUUGCAAAAGGAAGUUCGAGACAAUUUCACCGACGUCGAGGAGAUCGUGACCGGACCCAAGCUAAACGAAUUGGUUUACCUGAGAGCCUGUAUCGACGAGGCAAUGCGUCUCGCCCCCGCCGUACCCGGCGCCAUGCCCCGUGAAGUUCUGCCCGGAGGCAUUGACGUCGAUGGGCUUCACCUGCCAGGCGGCGUUGACAUUGGAACCCCAUGCUACACCAUCCACCGCAACGAGCAAUACUACCGCGAGCCCAACAGCUUUGUGCCCGAACGCUGGAUCGAAGGCGCCAUGUGCGAGACCGACAACAAGAUCUGGACCUCGUCAAAGGACGACGUGGAUGCUGCACGCAAGGCGUUCUGCGCCUUUAGCAUUGGUCCCCGAGGGUGCAUUGGAAAGGGCAUGGCGCUGAUGGAGAUGCGCCUGACGCUGGCGCGCAUGAUGUUCCUGUUUGACGUGGAGUUUGCGGAUCGCACCGGUGAAGAUGCGAAUGGGCAUCUGCACAUGGUCGAUCACUUUACAAGUCAGAAACAUGGACCGAAUGUUAUCAUCAAAAAGAGACAAUCUGUCUAG